Messenger RNA from Hevea brasiliensis (rubber tree), 3195 nucleotides. RefSeq names its product probable serine/threonine-protein kinase At1g54610. The record is from RefSeq and is a predicted model, not a curated record. Gene Ontology annotation, cellular component: cyclin-dependent protein kinase holoenzyme complex; nucleus. Bases 691 to 2874 code for a protein of 727 amino acids. Gene Ontology annotation, biological process: protein phosphorylation; positive regulation of transcription elongation by RNA polymerase II. Gene Ontology annotation, molecular function: cyclin-dependent protein serine/threonine kinase activity; ATP binding; RNA polymerase II CTD heptapeptide repeat kinase activity. The transcript has 8 exons. NCBI's taxonomy places the organism in Eukaryota, Viridiplantae, Streptophyta, Magnoliopsida, Malpighiales, Euphorbiaceae.
AUUUAGACUGGAUUUACUUUUUGAACCCAAAACCGGCUUCUAACUGCUUUCAGCUUUCUCUUUCUUUUCCUCCAUUUCUACGUCUUCACAGAAUUGGAAAAGAGCAAAAUUUUUUUAGAAAGAAGCUGAGAGUGGUCGAUUCUUUUGACUAAGCACAGCCGGCUAAAGCCGUCUUUAUAUAAUAUAUAUAUAUAUAUAUGUGUGUGUGUGUAAUGUAUUAUCCGUGUGCCGUGUUAGUGUUAUACGCGUUGAACAGCCAAUUAAACUAUACCCCAGAAAAAAAAAUCCGAUCUUUCUUGGUAAUGAUCUUUCUCUCUUUCUCAAUUUCAAUCCGUAGAGGUUUUAAGGUACUUGUCAUCCAUUGAUUUGUAAUGGCUCUUUUUCUUUUUUGAUUUCGAUAUCUAUUAGUUUACUCGUAAUUGAAACUUGGGUACUGGGUGGUGACUUUGAAUUUCUGGUCCUCAUAGUCAAUUUUUCUAAAAGUUUAAUUCACGGGUCUUCAAUUUGGAUUAUUUGAUCAUCUGUGUGUUCAUAAACUGGUUGAGAUAAGUUUAUGGCUUAUAUUAAUGGAGGUGGCAGAAGGAGUUCUGGUUGAGCUUAUGUUUAACUUUUGGUAUUGAAUUUUGAUUUUGAAGGAAAUAUCAGAUAUAUAGGAUACUUUUUGGAUUUUGUUUUUCGGAGUGCAGCAACAUGGGUUGCAUUUCUUCUAAGGAUAGUAGGCCAAACAGCCCAAAAGAGAGGCUAUCACGUAAAGGAUCAUUGGACAGGCGUGUUGCUCAUGUUAAUUCAUCUAGAAGGGAUGAUGGGAUUCGGUCAAAGUCUAAAUCAGAUAGCGGAGAUGUUAAGGUUGUGCUAAUUGAUAAGAAAACAAAUGGUUCGAAUAGGUUACAUGAUGAUCAGAUAGAGAAAAAGCAAAUAGAGAAUCAGAUCGAGAAAAAGAAUGUAGAGAAUUGUGAAGUUGCUGUUAUAAGGCAUCCUCAGAUUGAGAGAACGAAGACAGAGAAGUGUGAUGUUUCAGUUUGUAGUCAUCCGGGUUGGGGAAGGGUGCCAAAGAGUUUGGAAGCAGAGCAGGUUGCGGCAGGAUGGCCAUCUUGGCUUGCCUCAGCAGCUGGAGAAGCUAUCAGGGGAUGGCUGCCUCGACGUGCUAAUACAUUUGAGAAAUUAGAUAGAAUUGGCCAAGGAACUUACAGUAAUGUUUACAAGGCCCGUGAUGUCACUCAUGAUAAAAUUGUAGCUAUAAAAAAGGUUCGGUUUGAUAAUAGUGAUCCAGAAAGCAUCAAAUUUAUGGCCCGUGAAAUUCAUAUUUUGCGUAGGCUGGAUCAUCCCAAUAUAAUUAAAUUGGAAGGCUUGAUAACAUCUCAGACAUCUUCAAGUUUGUACCUUGUCUUCGAAUACAUGGAACAUGAUCUUACUGGACUUGCCUCACUUCCUGGCAUCAAGUUCACAGAACCACAGAUCAAAUGCUACAUGCAGCAACUUUUAAGUGGACUUGAUCAUUGCCAUAGUCACGGUUUUCUGCAUCGUGAUAUAAAGGGUUCUAAUCUUCUUAUUGAUGACAAUGGCAUCUUGAAAAUUGCGGAUUUUGGCUUAGCAAGUUUCUUUGAUCCUAAAGGUAGUGCUCAAUUGACAAGCCGUGUGGUGACCCUUUGGUAUCGAGCACCAGAACUUUUACUUGGAGCCUCUUGCUAUGGAGUUGCUGUAGAUUUAUGGAGUACUGGUUGCAUUCUUGGGGAACUGUACGCUGGCAAACCUAUUUUGCCAGGAAGAACUGAGGUUGAGCAACUGCAUAAGAUUUUUAAGCUCUGUGGUUCACCUUCUGAGGAUUAUUGGAGAAAACUGAAGCUACCUCAUUCAUCUGUAAUCAAGCCUCAACGACCAUAUAGACGAUGUGUUGCAGAAACAUUUAAAGAUUUACCCGCUUCUGCAGUUGGACUUAUGGAGACCUUGCUUUCCAUGGAUCCAGCCAACCGUGGAACUGCAGCUUUUGCUCUUAGGGACAAGUUCUUCAGAUCAAAACCAUUUGCUUGUGAUCCUUCAAGUUUGCCCAAGUAUCCUCCGAGCAAGGAGAUUGAUGCUAAAUUGCGGGAUGAAGAAGCUAGAAGGCAAGGAGCAAUUGGAGUGGGGGGGAAUGGACCACGUGAAUCUGGUGCUGUUCUAGCAUGUAAUACCAAUUCCAAAAUAGCAACAUUGAUGCAGGAAAGACGACAUUCCAAUGCAAAUAGCAGAGGUGAAAUAUUCAACUCUCACAAGGGGCAAACUGUUUCUGGUUUUCUGGUUGAUCCUUCUAAACAAACUCAAGCUGCAAAAGAAGGGAGGAAAGAUUUCCCAGAGAAUCAACGCAAGAAGGUUUCUCAUUCCGGGCCACUGGUCCAGGGGACAGGCUGGACAAAGGCUGGAAAGGAUCUUGAUAAUCCUAAUGUGGCAUCAAUCAGAACCAACCUAUCAACCAUAUCUGGUUUAGUAGCAGCUAGAACUUCAUUGGCUGAUGAUCAGCAGGGAAAGCCUAGUAGUUCACAGCCAGAAGCAGUGAAACAGGUAGGUGGGUUUCAGGGAUCUUCAAAUGGAUUAGAGCCCACAACAAAGCAGAAUCAAAAACAUCAAGUGCGUAAGCCUGCAGAUUCUCCUCAGGCAGAUAGCGAAAAAUCCAGAGAAGCAAGUCUGUGUGGUCGCGGGCCAAGGGGAAGCAAGAUUUAUGUCUCUGGUCCAUUACUUGUUCCAUCAAACAAUGUGGAGCAAAUGCUCAAAGAUCAUGAUCGUAAGAUUCAAGAAUAUGCUCGAAGACGACUGGACAAGACAAAACAUGGGAAAAUGACUAUCCAGGCGAGGCAAUCAACUGAGAAUUUGAUGUACAUCUCUAAGAACUCAGGUGGAUAAAUCAACAAUGAAACCUCGACUUCUCUUUGCAAGGAACCGGCUUGACCGUUGGGAUAGCUAAUUACCUCGUGGCGCACUGUACAGAGGGUGCAUUUUCUUUAAAACCAACUAUUUUAAAUAAUUAUUUUGUAGUAUAUAUAAUGUAUGCCUUAGUAAUAUAUCUCUUAAAUUUCUACACAAAAAAUAGAAAAAUCAAAUCCAGGUCGAUUUUGAAGCCUCUUUUUUUCUUUGGAACAAUAUCGAAUGAAACAUUUAUGGAGGCAAGGUCUGUACCAUUUUUAUCCAUACAUCAUAGCAUAAAAGAAAAAUCAAUUAAAACCA